UCGCGUUGAGCACGAUAAAUAGACGGACGUUUUGUGAUUGUCGCGUUCACCAACUUUUCGAAGGGGAAAAUUGAAGGAUAAAAUUCAUUUUUAUUUCCUUUUCAUAUAUAGUUUCAAAAUUGAACAAAAUGAAAUUUCGAAAGAAUAUUAAAGUGAAAAGUGGAAUAAUUAUUGCCUAGCGUAAAACUGUGAGAAAUGGACUAAAUUGAAUUUAUUCUACAUGAAAUGUAACGAAAAAUCUGGUUAAAGUUUUUUUUUCUGCUACCACGGAAUGAGUGAAAAGAAGGGGGCACAAAAGCAAAUAAGAAAAAAAAAUGACCAAUUUGAAUGAGUGAAUACGUGAGCGAGCGAGAAAUAACAUGAGAGCGUCGUUGAGUAAUUGAAAACAAAAAACAAAUUUACAGAAAAAAUCGAAUUCCUUUGUAGGUGUGUAUUUUGACAUGCAAAAGAUGGAAAAUAAAGUGUAGAGGCAGAAAAGCAACAAUGAAUGGUAGAAAAUUCUGCAUUUUGUGACUCCGGGAAAAAUAUCUAAUGAAAUAAUCGAUUUGAUCUAAAAUAAACAGUGAUGGAAAAUGUUGCAAGAUUAGAAAAAAGUUAAACAAUGAAUAAGGUACUUAUUGAAGUCAUACAUAUGUACAUAUGUAUAUAAUAAAUUUUAAUAAAAUUGUGCAUAUACUAAUAAACUUAUUUACAUUGAAAUAUGUGCAAAAUAGUGUAAAAUAAUAAAAAAAAAUAAUAAUAUAAUGGUGCUUUAACUCAUACAUACAGACACAAAGCUGUAUUGCAUAAAGAAAAUAUAGUAAAAAAAAAAAAAACAAAAUAGAGAAGUAAAAAAAUUAUCAACUGAACUAAUGAGUGAUCCUUUGAGAUUAAAUAUGGAACUAAAUUGAAGAAAAUCAGGAAGAUAGACUCGUGAAGGUCAAAUUAAAAACAUUAAAUAAGCGUUGUCCUUUAGAAAUAAUCCAUUAACAAAGUCAUCAUAGACACCAACGACUAAAGGAAAUACUAAAAAUACAUUCAUACAUUCUCGUACAUCUGUAUUUCUGUCUCUGCAUCCUUGGCGAGCAACAGACGUUGAUUAUAAUGAUUGCUUCCGUUCGCUGCUGCAAACGCUCUUGGCAACCGAUUUCUCUUCCACUCUCCAACAUUGAGUUUCUUAAUUUUCGAAAUUAAUUCUCAACACUUGAACAAUUAAAUGGAAAUAAGGAUUACUAUAUACUUGUAUAAUAAAAAAAAAGCGUGAAUUGAAAUAUAAGAAUAUUUUUUUGAAUACUGAAAAGUAAUCAUUUUUACCAACCCACCUUAUGGAUCUCGUGCAAACAAUUAUAAAUGCACAUUUACAUAUAGAUAUGUUUAUAUGUUAAAAAAAAAAAAGAAAACAACUUUUGGAGCAAUAAAUUAAUAUUUUCAUUUGGCGGGCAGAUAGAGCGAAUUAACGACUUGAGUUGCCUCCAUUCAAACAAUAUUAAAUAUUUCAACACCAGUUUUGGAGCCAACGCCAAUUAUUGCUGUUAUCCAUCGACUACGUAAUUCGGUCAUAGUAUAAUAAUAUAGUUCCACCAGCAGCACUCCGAGAGGCUGCUUCUCCAGACUGCACCACAACGAAUGUGGCUGCCAAAGUUUGCCUCAAUGUCGCUUGCAACGUUAACUGAAAGAUGGUCAAAGCGGUCACAGCGCGAGCAACAGCAACAACAGCCGCAUUGUACGUAGCAAAUCAGCAAUUGCAGUUACAACAGGAUCAGCCAAACGCCAAGAACGCGACACAACAACAGCAGCAACAGCAAAGAGAGCAGAACUAUUUCUUUACGCCGCAAUCGCAGCGAAGUCAAAAGCAUAGCUCUGCUGUCGACGCUGAGGUGGUGGAGGAGGGGGAGCCGUGUGGCAAACGUAUUGCUGUUGCGUCGCCCAGCAAAAUGGUAAUACCAUCAUCGGCCGCAACAGCAGUAACAAACAGCAGCAGCACAUCAACAGCGGCAUCCACGUCCACUGCAACUGGAGUAGCAACGCAUAACAGUAAUACGAACGCUGCCGGUCAGCAACAACAACAACAACAAAAUGCUCUCUAUCAACAGCAACAACAACAGCACCCGCCCACUAACACCAACAACCAACAGACGGCACCACGCCAGCAUCCCAAAAAGCGGAAGUUCGAUCCGGCCGAGCUGGAUAGGCAACAGCAAACCUCACCACAACCGCAGCCACAGCAUGGCUCAGGCGCAACAACAACGUCGACAACGAACUCUACAACAACCACAUCAUGGGAUGAUAAAAAUGCUAUAUCGGCGAAUAAGAGCGCCAACGGAAAUGCCAACACAUCAUCGUCGCUAAACUUGAAGAACGGCAAUAUUGCAGUUGCAUCGUCAGCAGCGAUGCCAUCCACAACAACAGCUAAUAUUACUGUUACCAGCUGUGACAAUAAUCGCUCAUGGUCGACGACAACAGCAACAGGUGCUUCAGAGAUUACCGCGCCGACGGAUAUGCUCUAUACCGCAAUACGUUCGACUGCGCAACACCAGCAACUGCAACAGCAGCAGCAUCAUUCGCCAGCUACAUCGAUGAUUGUAAGUCCCGUAGCUACGACGACGGCAUAUUCCAGCACUGCACUGCCGUCAGGUGUUGUAGUUGGCGCUGGCGCCAACAGUAGCUGUGUAACGGCGACUGGACGCGGCGCCACCUCGCUGGAGAGUCCCGAAAAACGUAUUAUCAUUACAAGCACCCAGCCGUCGAGUACUUACAAGCUGCAGAAUGUUUUGAGUGUUGCUCACAAUAGCAAUAAUAAUCGUACGCUCACACCAACUAGCCAUGCAGCGUUGCAACAACAACAACAACAGCAACAGCAGCAGCGUCUCGCCUACCAGCACCACAUUCAGCAAACGCAUACAGUAGUGGCCACGCAACAGCAGCCACAACAACAAAUGCAAGUAGCCAAUUUAGAUCUCAGCGAAUGGUCAAACACGCGCGUGUUGGCCAAAUUAAAUAACUUCUAUGCAUCCGGUAUUAUACGCCAAACGUCUUCAUCGUACAAUGGCAACAGCAACAGUAGCGCCGACGGGCCAUUCUCGUCGUCCAACGGCAGGCCGCCAUCGGCUGCAACACCAAAUUCAAUUACUGUGGAGUUCGAUCCGCCAGAAAAUUGCACGCAACAUUAUACAGAUGUUUUGGGCAAUGGGCGUUUCAAUGUGAUAUUGGACGCGAGUCCACCAUUAGCUGAUAUUCACUUGGAUAUGAGAGUUUGUGUGCGCAGUCAAAUUGAAGGACGAUCGGGUUACGUUUUCGUGGAGGGCACAGUGACGGAAAUUAAUACAAAUACCAAACAAUUUACUGUUCAAAUACAUGCGGAUCCAACGCCAAUAUUUAAAACGGUGAAACGCGCUGAUCUCCGACUUCUCUUACCACCAUGGUGGGACGAGUUACGUGAACUUUCUUCACCUUCGCCACAGCAGCAACACCAACCACUUGCGCAAAAACACUCUGCAUUGCUUACACCGCCACAUCAGCAUCGCAAUGUCGGUAGCAGUGGUACACCAGUGUCGUCACACAAAAAUAGCGCCAGCCACCAACACCCACAAUUGACUUACGUUUCGACGCGUUUCGAUGGCAAGUGCGCAACACAUCUCACAACUAGCGGCACACAACUACCACCACAUAUGUCGUCGUCAUAUAACGUCGCCCAACAACAGCAUCUACAAAAACAAGAUGAGUAUUAUCGCACGACAGCCACCUCGCCCUUUCAGUCUGUCGGUGGCAAUGGGCAGUCAGGAACGAUUGGCAAAUUAAACGGCAAUGGCAAUAUUGCUGCUGCAUCGUCAGUGCCAGAAAUUGUUGUAACACAACAGCAAUUACAGUUUAACAGCAGCAGCGGCAGCAGCAGUCAUCAACCACACGCGCAACAUUCAUCGGUAGCCGCACUCUCACAAUCGCCUUCGGAUGAUCUGCAGCGCCGGCAAUCACGUCAGUAUGAUGAGUUCGAGUCGGAUGAUGAAUUGAAGGGUGUGCAAAUUGAUGGCUACACGCUGGGCGACGGUGAUCCUGAGAAGCUGUCGGCGGGCAGCAAACGCAGCAGUGUUCAGAGUCGUGGCAGCACUUCAAGCACCCCAAGAUCUCAAGCUACCACACCACAUCGCUUUAAAAAGGGUGAUAUUGUUCAAUCGGAAUCUGGUGUGCGCAAAAAAUACAAUGGCAAACAAUGGCGUCGCCUGUGUGGCAUGUGCUCCAAGGAAUCUCAGCGACGUGGCUUGUGCUCGCGCCAUUUGAAUCAGAAAGGCAAUGCCUUACGGCCCAAUGGUGCCAGUCGCUUUCCAGGCGAUAUGAAUAGUCGUUCAAGCAGUAAGACACAAGCAGACGAAGACACUUCACGGGAUUCGGAGACAUCGCCUAAUUAUAGGGUAGCAGGACGCUCAGAUCAGGAGGAAACUGAUGUGGCUAAUAUUUUAGUGUCACUUAGCAGUUCACGUUCGGCCACGCCGAGCUACUCAUCGCCCGUGAACCAUGGCACCUCUCCGAUGAAUGUUACUCACUCUCCCGUGCCAGUCGUUUCUAAUCGUCAAAAUUUUUUCACACCAAUCGGCGGUGGACCCGUUGUAACCGCCGAAGCGCAAACAGCAAAAUGGAAGCCAGCAGCUAGCCCCAUACAGUACGGCACAGUGGGCUAUUCUCAAGUUAUACGUCCCGAAUCGGUGCGAGCCCAAGGCGCAACUGUUGCGCCACCACCGCAACAAUCGCCCGUCUCCAUGGUGGUGCAUCACCAGACUGCAACUCUGCCAAGCACAGCAGCAGCUGCAGCCACCGCACAUCUGCACGGAGCCAGUGGCAAUGUACAUCAUUCCUCUAUACAGCCAGCUCAUCACCAGGCACCACCGCCGCCACAACCAACUGCUACAACGCAACAGCAUUUGCAACAGCCGCCACUUGCACAUGGCCAUAUGUCGCUGUCUCCAGCAGCGCCACCGCCACCGCAGCCGGCCGUUAGUAGUGCGGUGAUUGCACCACCCCGACCACCAGGCUCUAUGGUUACAGGUGUUGGUCAUGCCACCACUAGUGUUAUACGGAUCUCACCUGCUGCUGCUGCUGCCGCGGCCGCCGCUGCAGCUGCUGCUGCUACCAACAACGGAAGUACAGCUAAUGGUGCGCAUGGAAGCAACGGCGCAGCACCAACAUUGCCACAAUCUUUUCAUCCUGUCAUAGUUGAUCCCACACAACUGGUGCCAUUACUCUCGACGGCAGGUGGCAACUCAGCGCUACAGACAGGUCAACCUACAUUGGUUUCGAUCAAUAGCGGGUUAAGUGUAAGUGGCGCCAAUGCUUCUCUUCUAGCCGCCGCUGCUCAUCAACAACAUUUACAAAAUCAGGUGGCACAUUCAUCAAUUACUAAUGAAAAGACGAUUCCAAAAAACGGAUUUCCGCCGGGGUCGAUAUAUCAAUGGCAAACGCUGUUGCCCACCAUCAGUCAGUCCCCCGUUAAACCGACCAAUUUUACAAUAGCCGGCAUCAUACCGCCAACGGCGGAAACACCACCACCACCACAACAACAUCAACAACAGCAACAGCAAACAAAUCAAGGAAUUAAUCUGGUAAAUCACCAUGGCGCUCACAACAGUCACAACAGUCACAACAACAACAGUUUAGGUUUGGGACGGUCUCUUGACAUGGAUUCAGCAGAUAAACCGUUGAAUUUUUCAACAAGUGAUGCGGCCGCCAUGGGUAGCACUUAUAAUGCAAAUGGUUCAUGUGCACCAGGUGGCAACGGGGGCAACAGCGUGUCACAGGACGACAACGAUGAUCAAUUAGACGAUGAUGUGUUCGAGCCAACGACGACAGCUCAUCCAAAGCCGAAGCAUACACGUUUCGCCAUCAACAGCAGCAGCGACAGUUACAGGUAUAGCAAUGCAUCAGGAAGUAAGUGUAGCACUGAUGGUAUGGGUGAACCGAAAACACCAACAACUUCCGGCAACAGCGGAGCACCAUCUAAGCGACGCUCACAAUCGCUUAGUGCAUUACAGCAACAGCAACAGAAUUCAAAAGCGUCUGCAGGCGGUGCAGGAGGUAGUGUUAUUGACAAGGAACCCUUAAGUCCAGAACCGGACAAAAUUCGCCGACCGAUGAACGCAUUUAUGAUAUUCUCGAAAAAACAUCGCAAAUUGGUACACAAAAAGCAUCCAAACCAAGACAAUCGCACGGUUAGUAAAAUUCUCGGUGAAUGGUGGUAUGCGUUGAAGCCGGAGCAAAAAGCUAAGUAUCAUGAAUUAGCUAGUUCUGUGAAGGAUGCCCAUUUCAAACUUCAUCCGCAUUGGAAAUGGUGUUCAAAGGAUCGUCGUAAAUCAUCCAGUUCUGGUAAAGGCGGUGUAGGUGGUGGACCCAUGGAUUGUAGUGAUAGUAUCGAUCUGCCAAUGCAUAGCCCUGGUUCAACUGGUGCUUCAAGCAACGCCGCUGUCGACACUCAAUGUGAUAUUAUACCACUUACCAUUGAAGAAACUCUCGGUCCUGUAAAAGAGGAAAAAACGCACGUAAAAACUGAGACAGCACAGACAAAUGAAGUCCAGCAAUUAGAUGAUGAGCAGAUGCUGGUGGACGAUCCUGGAAAAACUAAGCCGAAUUGUAAUGACAUUGGCAAUGCUGAUCUACAACAACAUGACACUCCAGUAAAACAAAUCGAUUUAAAGUGUCGUGAACGUGUGACGGACUCAGAUGUAGAGGAUACAGCGUACGAUUAUAGAAAACCAGCAAAAACAACAUCAACGAUGAAAAGUGCUCAAAAUAAAGGUGGAACAGAAAAUGAAAUGGAGGAGACAAGUAUAAAAAGUGAGAAUCAAACAAAAGCGGACGAACUUACAGGUUCUAGCACAACUGGCAGCAAUAUGCCCAGCACCAGUGCUGAAAGAGAAAUCACAUUAAAGCCGAAAGCCAUCAAACCAACAUAUGCCACCAGCAUUGAAAGCAGUAUUCUGAGUCCCCAGCAAAUGCCAAUGUAUUCAUAUAAUAGUCCGAAAAAUCCAAUCGGUGUAACACCAUUCCAACCAACAGGUGGUGCUUUCAAAACGAUGCCUAUAAGUCCGAAAAGCACAAAGUUAGACGAACAACAGUCAACACAAAUGCAUAUAAAGCAAGAGGAUAUCAAGCAGGAGCUCACAUCGCCGUACAAAAUGAAUGGUGGAGCCUCAAAUGUAAAUAACGUAUUCACAUUCAAUGUGCCAAUUAGUGCGGCUGCAUGCCUGAAUCAGAAACAACAACAGGCUACAGGACACCCAUUGCGCAGUCCAAACACAAUGGAGGGCAGUAAAGAUGGUUCAAACAGAAACUCAUCGGCACCACGCUCCACCAUCCUAUGCGAUCCGUUGAUUUUAGAAGCCGCAGUUAAAGACGUGCAAAGCAAUGAAAUUGAUGCGGAGACAACUCGCUUAGAGGUGUGCUCCACCGCCAAAACACCAACCGGCACAUACCAGCAACUUUCCGCGCAGCAACAACCCACGAUGCUCGUCAUCACCGAUGGCCAGCGAUAUGCCAGCGCUACGAGCACGCAGUUGGUGCCGAAUAAAUUGAAGAAGUUGAGUGCUGGCGGCGAAAGCAACAGCCCAGCCACCUACACUUACGUUUUAGCCACCAAUAACAGCAUAGGCGGAAACAAAGCCAACAAUAACAAUAUCAAUCCAAACGCAUUAAACAUAAAUUCCAAGCCGAACACGACACCAAUCAGCCUAAAGCAUCCAAACAACGUGGCGACGACCACUUUGCGUCCGCUGUCACUGAUCAGCGUGAACUCGUGUAAUAAAAUUACACUCCCGGCGAAUGCACGAAUACUGGCCGCUACUACUUGCCCGCCUAAAAACAAGGGCAACGGUAAUAUUGUAGCCAUGGGCGCUGGCAGUGUAGUAAGCGGUGGCGGCGGAGGUGGAGGUGCAGGUGGUGCGGUGCAUUUCGCCGGUAAUCCACCGCCAAUAGGAAGUACGCUUACGCUGUUGAGCGCAGCGCCAACGCUGGCGACCGCCACAACUCGUCUCAGUGGCCAUAGUGGUAUUAAUAAUGGCAACAAUGUCAUUACCAUUACUAAUGCAACUAACAACAACAAUAAUAAUAAUAACAGUAGCAACAAAAACAAUAACAACCACAUCAAUAAUAUAUUCACUUUUAGCAGCAACGACACAAUAGCAACAACAACUAGUGGUGGUAAUGCCACCUUCAAUGCAGGCGCCAACAGCGUCAGCGGCGAAGGCAAUGGCGCCAGCACAUCGAUUUUAAUGUUCAACUCAAAUAUAGCAACUGUUGUUAAUUCCACAGCUGGUGUAGCCACCUCAUCGGUGCCAUCAUCGCCAGCAGCGGCUAAUGUGGCCAUCAGUUCAUCCGGCACUACAUGUUUUACCAACACGCCCGUAAUGACACCGACACAAAUACUCGCGGCAACAACUGGUGGCAAUGGCGGAAUGGGAGGCGGUCAGAAGCAAAUCCUCUUCACUGUGAACAAUAUGCUAAAUCAGUUCGCCAUACUGCCAAUGCAACAACAAACCGAAACAGCUGCAAAUAUGUCCGGCAACGGUAACCUUAAUUGUGGUCCCAUUAAGCCUAUUCCAGUCUCCUAUUCCAAUUACAAAAAGAGCAAUGGACAAACAGCUUUUGGUUUAAACACAAAUAUCGGCUCUGGAGGUAAUCUACAAAAUACUAACAACAACAACAGCUCAAUUUUAUUGCACAGUUAUUCAGAGCCCACACCAAAAUCACCGUCGUAUAAGUCAUUGCCCACCACACCGAAGUCAGCUUGCUCCACCUCUGCAUUCGCUAUGAAUCCUCCUGACUCGGCUGGUAAGCGUAGCACGGAUAGCAGCAAUACCUCAGCCUUAGAAGCUGAUGAUGAGCCGAGUGUUCCACCAAUGUCACAGCAACAAUUCAUUUUGGCACCAACACCAGCCCAAUUAGGGCGUGCGAAAUGCCCACGUCGCAAAAAUGCAACUUCAAACAGUUUGGCUAAUGAUAAUACAAACAAUACAAACUCCUUCACAACAUCAGCGCUCAUGGCUGGCAAUAAUGCUGUAAAGAAAUUAAAUUCACCAAUUAUAGUCGAUUCAUCAUCGCCGAUCAUCGGUAAUGUAAACACCGUAGUGAGCUCCAUAACAUCGGCACUGCCCACACCCACUUCGUCCACCACAACGCCGAACAGUGACGAACAAAUGCCAACCACGCCGUCGGCGGUUAACAGCAAUAGCAGUUCUAGCACUGUAAGUGACUUAAGCGGCAUGUUGAAUCCCAAAUCGCCAAUAAAGUCAGCAUCGGCAACCAAAAAGAAGAGCGAUGAUAUGGAUAACGUUCUUAAACAAGUUGAUUUCGAAAAGAAAUAUCAGGCAUUGCCGCAAUUCAAGCCCGAGGAUUGUCUAUCGCCUAGCGCCAUAGCAGUGCCGUCAUCGCCGCGCGUAUAUGGCACAAAUUAUCGAAAGAAGAAUCCGCCGCAGCCCAUAGUGCCGCCAAAAAAGGUGAUUUGUGAGGAAGACUCAGCCGCUGAGACGGCAUCUCUGCCAUCCACACCAUCGCAACGUUUCUUUGGACCCGAUUUUAAUAUUGAACAAUUGAAUUUGGAAAAUUCCGAUGAGACAGAUCGUUCACCACGCACACCACAAACCCCAUUGCAAAGUGCUCGAUCAGAUGCCAGCGAAAAAGGUCAUCGCAAAGUGCUGGAAAUUCGUCGUAAAUAUGUUUAUCAACUUUUCAGCGAACACGGCAUGUUUCCAUCAACGCAAGCGACAAUGGCUUUUCAGAAAAAACACAUUGACGUCUUUCCACGAAAACAAGAUCUCCAAUUGAAAAUACGUGAAGUGAGGCAAAAGUGCAUGAGCCAACCCGGUUUCACACCGCAUUCUGCCGGUCCUAUGACACCUUCGGCUGACCAAAGCUCCUCUACUACGCCAGCAACAACAACAGCAGCAAUGGCAACACUAAGUGGUAAUGGCAAUAGUGGAGACAUAUAUGCUCAAUCACAAACCAUUGACGAAUAAGAACUGGAAACUACCAAGAUUAGACAGCCGAAUGACGAGUAGUAGAAGAAAUUAGUAAGGUAAUACUAAAAACAGCAACAACUACUAGUGCUACAAAAAUUGGCUAAGAGAAGAGAUGAUAAUAAAGUACAAUCAAUUACAAAACUCAACGUGCCAUGACAAACACAAACGCAAUUAUGCAAUGAAUGCAUAAACAAAUACUUAAAGAAACAUACUGAUUGUUUAACCAGUUGUUAUAGUUGUUAUCAAGGCAAUGACAAGUCGACUUCGUAAUAACAGUUGAGUAGGUCGUGCAUGCACAUGCUCAGGCAUGCUGUAUAUGAACGUUGCAAAAGAGAUAAUUGCUCUAUAUAUACUCAAGCAUAGUAAAAUUUCAAAAGAUUUUAUGUAGCAACAAUGGAAAAAUAAUAAUUAUUAAUUUGAUCAAAAGUACAGGGGAAGUUUGAAAAAUAGUAACAAGACACCAUUACUUUUGACGCCAAGUUAAUAGCAGCCAACUCUGGUAGUAAUCUUGCAUGCGCUAAUGAAAACUACACAAACCGCAGCAAAAUGUUGUAAGAGCUGAUGAAAUAACAAGUUCUGAGAACAAAUUUCUGACAAGCAAAAAGAACGGUGUUUCAUUCUAAGCAACAACACGGUGUGUGAAUUAACUAUUCAAUGCCAUCAAUAGAAAAUUAAACCAGCUACGCUAGUAAACAAAUGCCAAUAUAGAAAGUAAAUGCAUAGGCGGCCAAAACGAAGUGAAAAGAUGAGAGAAAUAUAAAUGCGUAUAAGUGUGAUGUAAGAGUAUCACAAAAUCAGACACAAAAUGAACAGCACAGGAAAUAAACAUAUAGCAAUCUUAUUAUAAGCACACCAAUAAAAAAGAAAAACAUAUAUUUACACAUACAUAAUUAAUAAGAUAUAAGAAACAAGAAAUCCCAAAUUAAAGCUUAAAUAGAUCUUUUUUUUAUUUUAAAACGCAUCAACAAAACUACUAUUACUGCAAAGCAUACAGGCAUAGAAAUAAAUCUUUAUUCAAAAAAGUAAUCGAUGUAAUGAAUUUAAACAAAAAAGUAAAAAAA
Molecule: messenger RNA, 11038 nt
Organism: Ceratitis capitata (Mediterranean fruit fly)
Lineage: Eukaryota; Metazoa; Arthropoda; Insecta; Diptera; Tephritidae
Gene: cic
Product: putative transcription factor capicua
Exons: 24
Coding region: 1656-9974 (2772 amino acids)
Biological process (GO): regulation of transcription by RNA polymerase II
Cellular component (GO): nucleus
Molecular function (GO): DNA-binding transcription factor activity, RNA polymerase II-specific; RNA polymerase II transcription regulatory region sequence-specific DNA binding
Source: RefSeq, a predicted model, not a curated record